AUGCCUCGACUCCUAUCCUCUCGCGAUACAAUCCGCAACGAGCUCAUCGUCGUCUUCGGCGAGUUCUGCGGCACCUUUAUGUUCCUUCUCAUGGCUUUCAUUGGCACGCAGGCCGCCAUAGAGAACAACUCGCCCGGAAACCCGGAUGCUCCAUUAUUCCCCUUUUCACUCAUGUACAUUGCCGCUUCCUUUGGAACAGCAGUUGCGGUGAACGUUUGGGUAUUCUAUCGAAUUACGGGCGGCAUGUUCAACCCUGCUGUCACGCUCGGUCUUGUCCUUGUGGGCGCAGUCUCGCCCCUCCGUGGCCUCCUCAUCUUUCCAACCCAACUCGUCGCCGCCAUCGCCGCAGCAGCCGUGACCGACGCCCUCCUCCCGGGCCCUCUCCUCGUUGCCAACAAGCUUUCUUCAGGAACAAGCAUCUCCCGCGGCCUCUUCAUUGAAAUGUUCCUCACUGCACAGCUCGUCAUCACGGUAUACUUCCUCGCCGUGGAGAAGCAUCGGGCGACCUACUUGGCCCCUCUGGGCAUAGGUCUUGCCGUCUUCAUUGCGCACAUUUGCGGCACCAACUUUACAGGAACAUCUAUCAAUCCUGCGCGAUCGUUUGGACCGGCGGUGGUUACAGAUUUUACGGGAUAUCAAUGGAUCUACUGGCUGGGGCCGUUCUUAGGCUCAUUUCUUGCGUUCGUCGUGUAUACGAUCCUCAAAUGGAUGGAGUACCACACUGCCAAUCCAGGCCAGGACGAUGAUACUGCGGUCAAGAAGACGCCUGCUGGCCUUGCCGUAGCGACAAACGACCGCCAGUACCGGAAUGGAAGUGAGAGCGGCAAGAAUCGUUCGCCUUCCGAGCCGCGGGAUAGCGGAAUCGCACAUACUAGCUCGGCGCCUCAGGGUUUUGCGGCCGUAUAGGAGGCUGGAAACAUCAAGUGUGGGAAAGAAAAAGUAGGCCGGGCGAAACGCGCCCAAAGACGCCAAGGUGCUUGAAUGGAGAAUGGAUAAGUGUGGGCAUACAGAAUACAGACUGCAAUGUUUGCUUCGCCAAGGAACUCCGGCCACGAAAUUACGAAAAGUCUAUAUGUUCCCUAUAUGACCCCCUAAAUCUUUUAUUUAUGCAUGUAUCAGACUGUAAUACAU
This is a messenger RNA of Trichoderma reesei QM6a, 1131 nucleotides long. RefSeq lists its product as uncharacterized. The transcript is spliced from 2 exons. Gene Ontology annotation, molecular function: water channel activity. Gene Ontology annotation, cellular component: plasma membrane. Bases 1 to 906 code for a protein of 301 amino acids. Gene Ontology annotation, biological process: transmembrane transport. The record is from RefSeq and is a predicted model, not a curated record. Lineage: Eukaryota; Fungi; Ascomycota; Sordariomycetes; Hypocreales; Hypocreaceae.